AUGAUACAGAAAUCUCAAACACCUAUUACUCGUAUUGUGGUCAUAGCUUUAGAUCACUCAAGUAAUAGUCAGCAAGCAUUCGAUUGGUCUUUAAAAAACUUUUUGAGAAAAGAAACUGAUUUGGCUGUGUUAGUUAAUGUUCGACAAAUUCCUACAGUUCCUGUACCUUAUGCUGGUAAGAAUGAAGUUGUAACUAGCCUAGAAGAACAACAUCGUAUUAAUAGUCAUACAUUGUUACAAGAAUAUGCUGCUAAAUUAAAGAGUCACAAUGUAGAUGCUACCUUAAAUUUAAUACUUGUGUCAAGAAACUUAUUGGAGAUUGGGUUUUGUGAAGCUUUGGGUCCACCUUCAGGUGAUACUUUGGACAAAUAUAGAGAUGAUUACAACAAAUUAGUACGAUUUGGAGUGGAUAGUAAAAUUAGAUUCCUUAAUUAUUUAUUAACAAUUAGUAAGUCAUACUUGAUAGAAAAUUUAAAGGAUGCCUUGAAACUUCCAGUUUUACUUAUACAAUGGAAAGCCUCUGAACUUGUUCAUGCUCACAUGCUGAAUUUAUCCUUGUCACCUAGCAGCAACGACGAUAACAAUACUAGAAAUUUUAAUAAUAAUGGCGCAUCUAUUUCUCAACAAUCACAACAACCAAUAACUUUUGUAUUUGAAAGAUUCUGUCCUGGAGUUUCUUCAUCUUCUACUACUUCAUCAAUCUCUUCGUCCUCAUAUAGACUACCAAUUAAUAUUGAUUCACCUGUUUCUUUGAAUUCUUCAAAUAGAGAGGAUGAUUCAAAAUCUGAAUCGGAAUAUGAUGAUAACAUGGAUAUUUGUAGAAGUGAAGUUUGUUCUGAAUAUGAUAUGGAAGAAUCAGCGGUGGAAGGAUUGAAAAGAUUAUUAAUGAAGUUUACAGCAAUGACUCCUACAAGACUUCAAUCAAUUCUGUCAAUAUUAUUGGAUAAUGAUAUAGAUGAUGCUGACAUAUUGUUAUUGAUAGAUAAUGAACAAUUUCUUCAUACUCUUCGUGGUAAAAAUGGUUCAGAAAUUAGCCGGGGUAAUUGUUUAUUACUUUGGCAUGGGAUACAAGAAUAUCUGAAGGCACCUAAACUAAGUAUGUUAACAAUAGAAGAAAUACAUACCAGAGUGGAUUGUGUUUUGAGUGUUGUAACCAGUGAGAAUGAGCGUAGAAGGCAAAUUGCUCUUGCUCAUAAUCCAAAUUCCAAACCAACUUUGAAAUUUGAAAAUUUUGUUGCAGAACUCAAACAAUCUCACAGAAUCCCAGUGGCAUUUGGUACAUUGCGUGAUAUGAGAUUUGCUUAUAUGCUCAAAAAAUUGGAUAGACAACAUUAUGAACAAGUACUUGCUUCAAAUAAAAGUAAUGUGACUGAAUUUUAUCGAGCUUCUCAAGAGGUUUGUGAGAAUCUUUUUUCUGAUGAACAAUUGGAAUCUGCUUUACCUUGGUUGGAACUUAAAGCCAAAAUGUAUUACAAGUGA
Molecule: messenger RNA, 1479 nt
Organism: Entrophospora sp. SA101
Lineage: Eukaryota; Fungi; Glomeromycota; Glomeromycetes; Entrophosporales; Entrophosporaceae
Source: the annotation of a GenBank genome assembly